Molecule: messenger RNA, 1281 nt
Organism: Opisthorchis viverrini
Lineage: Eukaryota; Metazoa; Platyhelminthes; Trematoda; Opisthorchiida; Opisthorchiidae
Exons: 11
Coding region: 1-1281 (426 amino acids)
Source: RefSeq, a predicted model, not a curated record
AUGGGGGUACACGCGUUAGACACAGGACAUAGAACAGAUCUGGAGAGUGUGCAACGCCUGGUGGCUGAGGCCGUGGAAAUCAGCAUCACAGUGAAUAGAAUUGAGGGUGUGGAACUGGCGAGCCUCCUUUUCCAAACCCAACCCCCACUUGACAGUGCUGGAUUUAUGCACCAAUUUAUCAUCUCCCGUCUACAAUGCGCAGCUACCCCCCAAAUCAUCGGUGAACGAAACUGCGGUAGCUACAACCACUGUGCGAUGAGUACGCGCACACUCUCGGUGCCUAGCUCCCAUGACACACGGAGGCACGAGGGCUGGGAUACUACCAGGUUGCCCAAGCCUAGACAGGGGAAGUCGAGAGGCAGAGGUCGAGUUCGAACCAUAGAUUUUCCGGUCAGGCGAGAUGGCUCAGUGGUUAGAGCGCAACAAACUGACCGGAUAGUCCGUGGUUCAAACCCGACCUCCGCAUCUCAACUUUCGCUGUCUAGACUUGGGCAACUUGGCAGUAUCCCAGCCUUUCUGCCUUACUCGGGCGGUAUGACAGCUAGGCAUCAAAAUGGUGUUACAGCUGAACGAGUCCGUGGUUCGACACCGACCUCUGCCUCUCGACUUUCCCCGUCUAGCUUUGGACAACCUGGCAGUAUCCUAGCCCUCGUGCUUCCUUCGGGUGGCAUGGCAGUUAGGCACCGAAAGGAUGCUACAGCUAAACGAUAUGAUUUUAGCUUAGGCGACCUGACAGCAUCCCAGCCCUCGUGCCUCAUUCGCGUGGCAUGGCAGCUAGGCACCGAGAGGGUGCCCCAGCUGAACGAUUCGUUCAAUGCAUCAUCACCCGACGUGAAACCCAACGAAUAUUCGUUCAGUUGUAACACGUUUUCGGUUCCUAGCUGCCAUGCCACUCGAAGGAAAUACGAGGGCCACUAUACUGCCAGGCCUGAGCAACCUGGCACUGUCCUAGCCCUCGUGCUUCUUUCGGGUGGCAUAGCAGCUAGGCGCCGAAAGGGUGCUACAGCUGAACAAUUAUUACUAUCUACGAUAUCCAGGACGUUAAGGGGCGAGAAGGAUCAGUUGGUGAAAACUCGACAUCGGCAUCUCGACUUCUCCUGUCUAGGCCUGGGUAACCUGGCAUUAGCUCAGCCCUCAUGCUUCCGUCGAGUGGCGCAGCAGCUAGGCACCAGAAGGGUGUUACAACCGGAGGAAAGUCCUUCUUCAAAGCCGAGAACCCAACAAUUGUACUUCGUGCUUCAACAGACUGAAAUGGUCACGCAGGUAAGCUUAUUCUCGUAA